This is a messenger RNA of Porites evermanni, 1599 nucleotides long. Lineage: Eukaryota; Metazoa; Cnidaria; Anthozoa; Scleractinia; Poritidae. The record is from the annotation of a GenBank genome assembly.
AUGCUUGGAAAGUGUUUGGCAACGAGCCUUUUUCUUUUCUUUUUCUGUCUUACCUUGGUACUUUAUUACAUUGAUUUCUGGCACUACUCAUUUGAUUAUAGAAUUCCAAAACUGAUAUUGUCGUCGUGCGGUUGGAAUUAUGAGUAUAAAUUGAACCGGACUCUUGGACCCUCUCUGGAGUCCUUUAUUCAAGCAUCAAUUACCGACGAAGGCAGAGAGCUUCGUUUUCCCGGACUGGCAGUAACUUCGACACUCAAAAAUGUGUGUCAACCCCUCACUGAUGUGAGCAAAGCGAAAAUACCAGCAAACAAGAUCGCUCUCGUCAUCCUUCUACAUGAAGAUGAAACUGCUUGUCCCAUUCGAGACUUGGCGCUAGAGGCUCAGAGAGCAGGGUAUUCUGUUCUAAUAUAUUUUGCAAACUCUUCCAAAAUCAGUACAACCCCAAUAGAAGUGCCAAGUAAAGAGAUUUUACUAAUCCCGGUUUUGGAAGGUUCAUUUUCUCAACUUUUCAAAAACGGCGAUAUGAUUCCUUGGUGCACUGGUAGAACCAAUGUGGAAAUCAGCGUGCAAGUUGAUAAACCGCGUUUAAAAGAACUUGACGCAAUGAAAUCUUACUUUGAAAAACUUUACUACUGGUUUCUUGUGGGGCCAAUCAUCACACUCGAGUGGAUGAGACGGACAAAGAAAUUCUGUUGGCAUUCCGGACGACAUGAAAGAAGUGAAAAUCCAUUAGAGCCGGAAGCGGAAAACCAAGUCGAGACUGAUGCUGAAAGACAAAGUCGAACAAUGGAGGAAGGCGAGCACAGAACUGGGGAGCCAGUACAGUUAUUAGCAUGCCGAGAAAGACCUGCUGAAGAACAGCCCCUACUAAGUGCCGUAAGUAAUGACUCUCGUGAUAACAGAUGUCGUCCUCAAGGAAGUGGUUCUCUCAAAGAACACCACAGUGUUUGUUACAAAGCAGCGAUAGGCUUUGGUUAUCUGAUUCUUAUUUUAGCAGCUCUCCCGGUAGGUUUGUCUUCUAGUGGACAAUCCUUUUUUAGAUUUGAUGAUGGAGACAUUGAUAUCUUUCCUCUUGGGUGGUCACCUUUUCAGAUAUUUUGCUUUUUCUUGUACAGUCACCUUGCCUGUAGAAAUCAACGGAUGUGGACAUGGACUAUUUUCACAAAUUUUUCAAAAUUAAUCCGAAAUGACUGGUUCGCUUCGAACAUUUAUUUGCUAGUGUUGGGUGUUGUUGAGCCAUUUUGCUCAUUAUCAGGUUCCGUGCAUAUCAGAUAUUUCGUUCUCUUUGCACUUUACAAUUCCAUAAACACAGUAUGUAAUUUUCUUUUUUUAAUCAUUCUAAACAAGCACAACUACGUCACGCGCUACGUCUUCUACAUCAGUGUGUGUAUGAUUUGCGCUUACAUCGAGAGCGAUGUUGUUGCUUUGUUUUAUUUUGCACUCAAUUCGAAAGGAUCCUUACAAAACGUCAAACUCACAGCCAUCCGAACAGCGGCAAUUACUCUCACAUUGAUUGUAAGUUUUAGGACCUCUAUGCAUAUUAUCCGGAAACUUAUCAAGCCAAGGCAAUCACUGUUUGAGGGACUUGGUGAACAGUGA